UUUCGAGGAAAGGCUCGAAGCAGGAAGGCAUAAGGAGCAGAGCAGGUGCAGUCGAUCAGUGUUAUCAGUUGCGGACAAAAGGAACGUUCUCCAGAAUCGAAGAGUACGAGAUGAGUGUGUCCCUUGUUGGCUGUCUUCGAGUAUAGUGGUACAAUAGUAUUGCCGUGACCCUCAGCAGCAGCAGGCCAGUGACCGACAUACGCUGUCCCACUUCCGUGAUCCCCAACGUCACACGCUUCCAGUAUUCAGUGAGACGAGCUUCAGGCAACUGGUUUCAUCUUUGUUAUCUUCGCACAGGAGUUGAACUCCAAGAGGCAGAAUGCGGCUUGCCGUCGUGUUCGAAUUGCUUCUCAUACUUCUCAUCAUAGCGUUUGCUGCUAGCAACGUUAUUAGAGAUCCGAGUGCAUUGAACAGAGCGAGACUCUUGAAGAAGGUUGAGAAAAAUGUGAAACGAACAAAACAGGAAACUUCAACUUCACCGACCAAGUACUGCAAUUGCUCCUCAUCCAUGUGCAACUGCUGCAGAGACUUCAACAUACCGGUCGUUUCUGCCAAAGGCCCAGGAUGUGCUACAAUUUCAUUCUUGAAAGACAACGAAUUUGGAAUUUCGAUGAAAUAUGGAGACCGAGUUUUGAGAAACAUCACAAUCACAGGUGAGAAGCCACAGCCAGUCUGCAUGCGUCUGCCUGGAGGUGUCUCCAAGUUCUGCGGUCGUGUGUACAACAUCGAGAAACAGGGCGAGCAGUUCAAAGCCUGCUUGGGCUUGGAGCUGAGAGCGCUGGAGAACCUGGAGGCUGCUCUUCGAGUGUCCUGCUUCCGUUUCGGUCCAGGGGGACUGAAGGUGGAGGCGGCGGAGCCAUUCCCGCCUGUUGUCAAGCAGAAAGGUGACAAAAACGAGGAGGAAGAGGAAGAAGACGAUGAUGAGUAUGCGGAUGAUGACGAUGACGACGAUGAUGAUGACUUCGGCCUUUCUGACGAUGACGAUGAUGAUGACGAUUCAGAAGAUGCCGCCGAUAAUGAUGUGGACUCAGCUGACUACACCGGGUUCAGUGCGUUGAGCAGUGAGUUCUUAGAGGGCUUCUUCGGUUCAGAUUCCUCCAAGAAGAAGAGGAAGAAGCCACAGGUGAAAGAGAAGCCAUUCUCGCAUUCAUCGAUGCACUCAAUCAUGACUCAUAAGCAAGAGAGUAUGCAGUCACAACCGAUGCAGCCCGUAGCCCAGACAAUGUCACAGCGUCCCAACAAGGUCAAACCCACGCGGGUAGCUCCUGCGGUAAAUCCUGCAAACCCUCCCGUUGUGGCAACAGUACCCAAAGUGCCUGCGGUUAAACCAACAGCAGCUCCACUACGCAACCGAGUCAAGGUCAAGGUGACUGUCCCCUCCACUACCCCCACAACCACCACUGAACGAGUCACCCCUUCUUCCAUCGAGCCUGUAGUUUUCAUCGAAACGACCACGCCCCAGCCAAUUAUUGAAACUACUGAGAACACCCGAGAGGAGGAUGGAAACAUGGGAAUGAUAACUUCAACAAUGGUCUCGAUCACCUCAAUGCAACAGUUGGAAGAGGAGGAGGAGGACGAAGAGGAAGAGGAAGAAGAGAAUGAGAAAAUUGGCGGAGGUGGCGGUGGUGGACUCUCAACAACAACCGAAAUGGGAACAACAGAGCACACAACUGAAACUUACACUGAGCGUGAUGUAUCAAUGUCAGAUAGGGUUGACGAAUUGAAAAUGGAGAACGACAAAGAGCUGUUGGUGUCAGCAGCCAAAAUAAAGGAUGAAGAUGAUGAGGAGGAGGAAGAAGAUGACGAUGAUGAUGACGAUGUCGCUUCAGUGGUGGAUGUGACAACUCUGUUAGAUGAUGAUGAAGACGCCGAUCAUUUCGGAACGAACGUGGAUGGGAAGCAGCCGAAUAAGAAGAAGGAGGAGGACAUUUUGAGUGGAAUCUUGGACGAUGACGACGAUGAUGAGGAGGAGGAAGAAGAGGAAAGCGCCAAGAAGAAGGAUCAGAGGACAAUUUCUCUGGGUGAACCAGUUUCGUUUGUGAGACAGGAGCCGGAGACCACAGUGAGGGUGGUGGAGCAGCCCACUACAACAGCAGCCCUCCAGCAGACCUCAACCACCAGGGAAGAAGAGAAGGUCACAAGGCCUCCGCUGGCAGGCAUGAGGCUGUUCGUCAUAGACCCCAAACAUCCCUCUAAUCCAAAGGUGGAGAACGCGAGGAGCUCACGCGCACACAGGCGCAUGCGCCUGCCACCCCUUGGCAUGGAGUCGCAGUUCUCGUGAUUUGAAGCGGCUUCUCUCAAAUCGCCUGACAGCCUUCACCAAAAAUCACAACUGAUUCCUUUAAGAGACUGUGAAUGUUAUUUAUUGCUUUAUUUAUAACUUCGCUUUAGGAGAACGUUAGUCUUGUAAAUAUUUAUUUAUUUAUUUGUUCGAUAAAUUUCUGUUCAAGUGAAUUGCAAGUUAAUAAGAUUGAUUGUAGGAUUAUUGGUGAAUAUUCGAGAUCACUUAUAAUUUAUUUAUUUGAAUAAUUCAUUCAGUUUGUAACAUCUUUACCAGCAGUAUACCAAAAACUAUCUCACUGCUAUUCAAUAUAAUUUACUUAUUUAAUUUGUAAGAAAUAAAUUUAAAUGUGGGAGAAGGUAAAUCUAUGAAGCCAGACUGACCACCACCACUGCCAUCUCUUAAUACUUUCAGCUCAAACAAGUGAGAA
Nilaparvata lugens (brown planthopper) is the source of this 2711-nucleotide messenger RNA. Its product is annotated as nucleoprotein TPR-like. The transcript is spliced from 5 exons. The record is from RefSeq and is a predicted model, not a curated record. NCBI's taxonomy places the organism in Eukaryota, Metazoa, Arthropoda, Insecta, Hemiptera, Delphacidae. The coding region runs from base 320 to 2281 and encodes 653 amino acids.